UCUCGCCCGACAAACGAUUAAGCACAAUGUCCAGUAACAGUGGUACGAAGGAGUUGUUGAUCCAUUCUAUAAUAGAACUAUUAGAGAGAGAGAAGAAAACCUCUGUAGAGAAAGGCGAACAACUGGAAGUUGCAAUACAGUGUAUUUCAGAGGCAUAUGGUUUGGAGGACUUCGAUGGAACCCGAAGGUCCGUGGAACUCCGACAUAAGCUGGAAGACGUUUUCGAGAGAGGGUUACAUUCAGUGCAUUCCGAAGACCAAAACGUCCAGAAGAAAGGUAAAAGUGAAGACUCUCUCUCUGGCUUUGAUUCUUUUCUGGAAACUCUGAGACGAACCAAUUACUUUCAAGGAGUUAAGCCGGGGACCGAGGAAUAUGAACAACGAGUGCAAAAGGCAAAGGAAAAGUUUUUACAAAAGUUUGGAUCAAAGGUGACUGAGAAAAGUACAAAAGAUAGCCCUCCUCACCUUUCCGAAAGAACAGAAGGUUCCUUCGAGGACAGUAAAAAGCAACAAGCGGAAGGUUUGAAGUUGCAAGGUAACGAGUGUAUGCGAGAAGGGAAAUAUCGAGAAGCUUUGCAGAAAUACUCUGCCGCGAUAGAAAUUGAUCCUUUGAAUGCUGUUUUUUAUUCUAACCGAGCAGCAGCAAAGACUCACUUGAAUAUGUUGAGUAGUGCAAUUGACGACUGUAGACAAGCAAUUUCUCUCAAUCCGACCUUUGUACGUCCAAGAGAACGUCUCGCUUCGGCAUAUUAUGAGGCUGGAAUGUUCGAAGAAGCGUUGAAAACAGCAAAGGAAGUUUUAGAAAUGGAACCUGACAAUGGUAGAAUGACUGAGAUAAUUGAGCUUGUAAAGAAAAGGAAUUCUUCCAGUACGAACUCUCCCAGUGGUACUAAUCCUAAUCAGUUAUUCCAGUCGCUGCUUCAGAAUCCCCAGUUAAUGCAAGCAGCCUCCAGCAUGUUUCAAUCUGGCGAUUUGCAGCGGAUGUUUUCACAGACGAGAAGUGGUGCUAAUAAUAACAACAACAUCUCAGAAACAGCGGAAAAUAGUGAAAACGGCAACACCAAUGAACAACAGACAACAACGGGAAACGACGAUAACAUUGCGAAUAUUUUUGAAAACUUACAAAAUUCCCCAUUGUAUGAACAGUUGAAUUCGAAUCCUCAUUUGAGAGCAGCAAUGGAAAGUAUAGAAAGGGAUCCAAACAACCUUAUGAGUUUGUUGAAUAAUCCUGAAGUUAUGAACGCUGCCAUGCAAAGCUUCCAAUCUUUAUUUGGCAACUCCAAUUCUUCACCGUCCAAUCGUUGAUUGAAAAGUCUUGUUUGUAAUAAACGCUCGUCAUAUUCA
Messenger RNA from Galdieria sulphuraria, 1343 nucleotides. RefSeq lists its product as uncharacterized. The record is from RefSeq and is a predicted model, not a curated record. Gene Ontology annotation, biological process: post-translational protein targeting to endoplasmic reticulum membrane. Bases 27 to 1304 code for a protein of 425 amino acids. Lineage: Eukaryota; Rhodophyta; Bangiophyceae; Galdieriales; Galdieriaceae. Gene Ontology annotation, cellular component: TRC complex; membrane. The transcript has a single exon. Gene Ontology annotation, molecular function: protein binding; molecular adaptor activity.